This is a messenger RNA of Rotaria socialis, 1272 nucleotides long. NCBI's taxonomy places the organism in Eukaryota, Metazoa, Rotifera, Eurotatoria, Philodinida, Philodinidae. The record is from the annotation of a GenBank genome assembly.
AUGUCUCAAGUUAAACACUACCAGCCAACAGAGUCAACAGCAGCAACACAUUUAAAUCAAAUAUUGGCAGCCGAGGUACGCCUUAAUCGUCUUCAUCGCCUAUUUAAAACGCAGUUCAAUGUUACUGAACCAUCAAUAAUAAUUGAACCGUAUCUAUUUCUUGGUAAUUGUAUUUCAGCACAUGAUACGCAUCGCCUAUCAAAAUUAGGUAUUCGAUAUAUACUUAAUGUAGCUAUACGUGAUGUUGAACUUUGUCCGUACUAUUCCAGUGAUAUUCGUACGCUUCCAAUUGAUCUUCGUGAUGACGAUCAAGAAGAUAUCAUACGAAUAUUUAACCAAGCUUUUACAUUUAUUGAUGAAGCGAAACGGAAUAAGUCUCGUGUACUUGUUCAUUGUAGUCAUGGGCAAAGUCGUUCACCAGCUAUUGUUAUUGCUUAUCUCAUGCAUACAUACAAUGUCUCACUCGAACAAUGUAUCGUUCAUGUUGUUAAAGCUCGUCCAUGUGUUUUACCUAAUGAUGGAUUUCUAAAACAAUUGAUACUUUUUGAUCGUUUUCUUGUCGAAAAACAGCGACAACGACAAGAAGCCGCUGCGAAAGAAGCAGCUGCGAAAGAAGCUGUCAAUACUACAUCAGUCACUGAAAUUACAAUUCAACAUAAACCGUCAGUCACACCACAACCAGAAGUUCCUACAAAAUAUCUUGCUAGUGAAAUAUCUACGGAUAAAAAUACAUCACCAGUUGCUUCAUCAACUUUAAAAGAGAUAUCAAAAUCAAAGAUAAAAUCAUCCAAAAGUUCUGAUUCAGUACAUUUCAUUCCAAUUCAAGUUCCAAUAAAAGUAUCUCGUCCAGAAAAGGUUAAACAAGUUAAAAUUAGAAAAAUCCCGGUUAAAGAUGAAUCUACUUCACAAGAAAUGAAAAAAAAGACUAAAAACCGACACGAAAAGUCUGAUUUCAAAAUAGCAUCUACCGUAUCAUCUGUUGACGUAACAUCAUCGAACCAUGUAGCACCAUCGAAAAAACGUCCAAAUGCGUAUAUCACAAGUAUUGUUAGGCCGGAAACUUCUCCAACAUAUCGAUCGCAUUCAACUCAUUCGGAUCAUAUAAACACGAAUAAUUACGAUUAUUAUCCACCUUCCACUACGACUGAACAAUGGAAUGAUUAUACUUCCUGUUAUAGAAAUGGUCGUCGGUCGCGAGAACCAGAACAAGCAACAUAUAUCACAGAAGUCUAUGAUAAAGCAACAAAUCGUUUCAUACCGACAACAUGUUGA